AAUUAGAAAAAGUAUAAAAGCGAAAUUAGUUGAUAUUGGAUCCACAGAACGACAAAAUCCAUACACACAAUGAAGACUAUAACUGCUGUAUUGUUCUUGGUGGCAGCUGCACUGGCCCAAUGGACACCCGACCCUCUCUGUCCGUACCCGUCAUACGAACCCACCAGAUUUCCUGUGCCAGGUGACUGCACCAAGUACUACGAGUGCUUGGGUGGUACCAAAACCUUGCUAAGUUGCCCAGAUGGGUUCGAAUUUGAUUACGAACGUCAAGACUGUGAAGCGGCGGGAGCGGUCAAUUGUGACCCCAAUGACAUUACCACGGUCACUUGGGCUCCUUCAACAGAUCGUCCACCUUGCUCUGCAACGGGUGAUGAGGUCAUAUAUUUCCCCUAUGAGGGCGACUGCACUAAAUUCUGGGAAUGUUAUCAACGAAACACGUAUUUGCAUCAGUGCCCCGCGGGAUAUUACUGGAGUCAGGCCCUGGGAAGGUGCGACGUUGCCGCUAAUGUCGAUUGUGAGUGGGAUUAGCAGAGAAUUUCCAACGCUGACAUAAAUUUAUUUAUUUAUUAUCUGUGUAUACAUAAAGAAUAAAUAUAUGAUAUUACAAAUUA
Messenger RNA from Zophobas morio, 611 nucleotides. Its product is annotated as peritrophin-1-like. Gene Ontology annotation, molecular function: chitin binding. Gene Ontology annotation, cellular component: extracellular region. The transcript is spliced from 4 exons. The record is from RefSeq and is a predicted model, not a curated record. Bases 70 to 528 code for a protein of 152 amino acids. NCBI's taxonomy places the organism in Eukaryota, Metazoa, Arthropoda, Insecta, Coleoptera, Tenebrionidae.